This is a messenger RNA of Ctenopharyngodon idella (grass carp), 6783 nucleotides long. It is a transcript of the gene foxj3, whose product is annotated as forkhead box J3. Gene Ontology annotation, molecular function: RNA polymerase II cis-regulatory region sequence-specific DNA binding; DNA-binding transcription factor activity, RNA polymerase II-specific. The coding region runs from base 344 to 2194 and encodes 616 amino acids. NCBI's taxonomy places the organism in Eukaryota, Metazoa, Chordata, Actinopteri, Cypriniformes, Xenocyprididae. Gene Ontology annotation, biological process: regulation of transcription by RNA polymerase II. The record is from RefSeq and is a predicted model, not a curated record. The transcript is spliced from 12 exons. Gene Ontology annotation, cellular component: nucleus.
UGUUAGCUAUUCAGAGAGAAAGGCGAACGAGCGAGAGAGAGGCGGAGAAGCUAGGAGACGCCACGGACAAACCGGUAAAGGGAUUGCGGGUCUCAAACCCACGAUAAACACGGAGAGCUGAGGCUCAUUUCGAGGAGAGAGAGGGAGCUGUGAUCGAAAAAAGGAAGGGGAGGGGACGGCUAACUUUGACAGACCUGCACUGGCCUCCAGUAGCGGACACGAGCCUGGGUUUCGUUUUUGAGUGACGCUGACAAAAACAGUGAUCUGAGGGAGCCCCUUCGUUCUCACCGCAACGGAUCGUCACCCCUCCUUCGCCGCAGCCGCCGACACUCGACCUGCCACCAUGACGUCGGAGCUGGAGAGCAGCUUGACCUCCAUGGACUGGCUGCCGCAGCUGACCAUGCGGGCGGCCAUUCAGAAAGCGGACGCCCAGAACGCUCACGGGCCGGGCAUGGCUAAGAAGAGCGCCCUGCUGGACCCCAACACCACACUGGACCAGGAAGAGGUGCAGCAGCACAAGGACGGCAAACCGCCAUACAGCUACGCCAGCCUCAUCACGUUCGCCAUCAACAGCUCGCCAAAGAAGAAAAUGACACUGAGCGAGAUCUACCAGUGGAUCUGUGACAAUUUCCCCUAUUACAGGGAAGCCGGCAGCGGGUGGAAGAACUCAAUACGGCACAAUCUCUCGUUGAACAAGUGUUUUCUUAAAGUGCCUCGCUCCAAAGAUGACCCGGGAAAGGGUUCUUACUGGGCAAUCGACACAAAUCCAAAGGAGGACACGCUGCCCACACGACCCAAGAAGAGGCCACGGUCUGGAGAGCGGGCAUCUACUCCAUACAGCCUGGAGUCGGAUAACUUGGGAAUGGACUGCAUCAUCUCUGGAAGUGCCUCUCCAACGCUGGCAAUCAACACUGUGACUAACAAGGUGGCAUUGUACAACCCUGACCAGGACGGGAGUGACAGCCCUCGAAGCAGCCUUAACAAUAGCCUAUCUGAUCAGAGUCUGGCCUCUGUUAAUCUCAACAGCGUGGGCAGCGUGCACAGCUACACACCGGUGACGAGUCAUCCAGAGCCGGUGUCCCAGUCCAUUGGCUUGCAGCAGGCCCCUCAGGCCCAGUACAGCAUACCGGACCGCGACAAGCAGCUGCUCUUCUCCGACUUUGAAGAUCUCAGUGCCUCCUUCCGCAGCCUUUACAAGACUGUGUUUGAGCAGUCCUACAACCAACAGGGUCUGAUGGGUAUGCCCUCGGAGUCGUCCCAGCAGACCCACACCUCCUGCUCUUACCAACACUCCCCCAGCAGCACCAUCAGCACCCACCCUCACAACAACCAGAACAGCAUCACUAACUCUCACCCCAACAACAUCCCCAACAGCGGUAGCCAGGUGCCUCUCUCCCACCCCCCUCACUCGGCCCACAACUCGCCCCACGGACAGCACCUCUCCCAGCAUGGCCCUCACACCCAGCACAGCCAGCACCCGCACACGGCGCAUAGCCAGCACAGCCAACAUCCCCAACACAGCCAACAUCCCCAGCACAGCCAACACAGCCAGCACGGGCAGCAUCCCUCCCAGCACCAGGCCCACGGCCAGCACACGGCGCAGCAACAGCAGCAGCAGCACCAGAAUCUCUCCCACCAGCCUCAUCCUGCCCAGCAACAGAUGCAGUGCAACACCGGUCUUCCCAGUGACUGGUACCCCAACCUGGAUGCGCUGAAAGAAAGCUGCCGCAUCGCCAGCAGCUACAACUGGGCUGAUGUGGAUCUGUCACCUUUCCAAGGUUUGAAAGAGAGCAUGAGGCAGGCGGAGCUGAAUAACUGGUCUCUCGAGCCCACUCAGAUGGCAGACCUCUGCUCCUCCAUCAAUCAGUUCUUUGCUCGCACUGGAAUCCAGCCACAGGGGGCAGUGCAGCCUCCGGUGUGCCAUGGCUCCAUGCAUCCAAACAAGCCCAGCCCACACAUCAACACAGUUUGUUUUUCAGGAAACAUGUACAUGGACUCAAGACAGAGCUUGAGUUCUAUGAUGGGUCCGCCCGGAUAUCCUCAUAUGCCGCCCAUGAGCAGCGCUGGCCCCACUAUGACAGGCCAUCACGCUCAGAUGAACCAGCAGCAUAUGAUGCCUGCUGGAAACUUCCAGAUGCGCCGCAUGCCCGCCGACGACAUCCAGGACGACUUUGACUGGGACUCCAUCGUCUAACCCAGUCCCAGAUCGCAAAAGAGUGGUGCAGACAAAACGAGAGAGGAGCGUAUGGAGGCAGAGUGUUUGUGUUACAGAGCAAGAGGGCUGGACCUGAGGUGUCUGCAUGCCCGUGACAGAAGGCAGAUUGGAACGGGACACUUGAAAAAUAGUGCAGGUGUUGUUCAUUAUGACCCUGAAAGAGACUCCUGUGUUCCUGGUGUUUUUAUGAAACAAAAACAAACAAAAAAAAAAGAUAUUACUUUGAAGACAAUCACAUUUACUAGGACGUUUAAGUGAUCGCUUUUAUACUUGUCCAAGGGGCAAGUGGUUCAUGUUUAUGUCAAAUGUCUCCCAACCCACAGCCUUUCUACAAGCCCGCUCAAUUGCCAAGCUUGCCCCUGCUCUUCAACUGUUGUUCUGUGAUUUUUCCAGUAAUAUGUCUGGCUUGUUCUCCCCUCUCAUGGUGACUAACUCAGGCCUUGACUGCCUAUCAGACAAGAUUGGCUCCCUCAUUUGUCUUGUGAAACUUCCUCUGAGAUGCAGGGCACUUUUCGGAAGAGGGCCGAUGGUGCAGGUAAAGUGACACUCAAAGCACCUACCGUUGUUCUCUCUGGUCAUUCAGGCACAAGUAGCCCCCUUUUCUUUUCUUUUUUUUUUUUUUUUUUUUUUUUGCUCUUCUGACCCCACACACUGUAACACGUCGAAGUCGCCAUGCAUCCGAUUCUAGCAGAUUUUACUGAUCAUUAAGGCUCAUAAUGAAACGUGUAAACCACAUUACCUGCAGUAUUUGUACUUGUGUAUCUUUGCUGCCUGAAGUGUGUCAUGUUUUUUUGUCACUAAUAGUUUUAGGUAAGUCUAAACGUGUGCGUCAGAAAAUGAUAUCGAUCCAGACCUCACUAUUAACAUUUUCCCUAAACGCUUUACGUUUGCAUGUACAAUCCUCGUUCUGUCAGCUAUCACCCGUCCAUCUGUAGUCUCCCAAUUGGACUGCAUUGCUUUUAAGUUCAUUUAAAGCCCUCAGGACCUGCCACUGAAACUUUCAUGCAUUGUUUAGUAGCGGACCGGAGAUUUGUGGGAUAACGGAGAGCCCUGUUCACAUUCAGAAAUCAGCCUGCUGUGUGGCUCUUUACAGCAGCGUUGAGAAGGAGAUGAAAAUCACGUCAAGGCACAUUUGCUUAAUGGUCCGCAAUAAAAUAGUCCUCUUUAUUUUAUCCCUAGGACCAACCAACAUGAAAUCGCUUGCUCUUUGCUGCACUGACAAGGACUUUUUGCAGAGAGCGUACCUUCACUUUAGCUGUUGCUUUUGGAUGCUGGGUGUAGCGUAAAACUGAAAGGAGAUGACUAAAAUAUUUAGAUACACUAAUAGCCUUAUUUUGGAGGAAUGUUAACUGCUGCGUUUGAAAAUCUGCUACUAAGAAGUCAUUCAAAGUUUAAAAGUACACACAUUUAGACUCUGCUUCAAAAAAAAUCGUCACCCUGGAUACAGGAACUAGACUGUAACUACGUUUUGUUCUAUCAAGCGACUAUCUCUGUAAUUACUACAUAGUUGAAAGAGUCUGCUAACUUAAACCACAGUGUCAUUUUGUUAUAUCAGCGAUAUUAUGGAAUUUGUUUGUGCAAUAUAAUUAAUUUAGGGCUAUCAGUGAUUACAAUCAUCUCUUUUGAAGAGCACAAAACUAAUGCACAAGAUGUGGACUAGAAUAGCGGAACCCAAAUUAGAAAUAGGUGCGGGCUGUUGACCUUUAGCAGGGUAUUUAUCAGUGAGAAGCAGCACUUCGAUUAGACCAAAUUCUAGAGUUGAAGUGCUUAUUCAGAAAAGCCAUAAAGUGCGAUUGAAAAGGGAAGAUGUGGAUCUGUUUCUCAUAGCUUGAAAGUUUACGCACCCCUGAGUCUCCUUGGCUUUCAGUAGUUUUCAGUCACCUUUAUGGGAUUUGUUUUAUUUAUCAAAGUGUAAGUGCAAAUAGACUUGUAAAAGUGAAAUGAUCUAAUGACAGUUGUUUUUUCUUUUUCUUUUUAUAUUUCAGUAUUAUAAACUCUCAAACAAAGUAUUUACACUAGUCAUUGACAUGUAUUGGCCUUUGGUCAUUAAGGCCCUUAAUGUCAUGGAUCCAUGAAUCCUACUUAACGGUUUGUCAUACAUGUCGCUCUGAUGAUAUGAAAAUGUGUCACAUUACAAGCUCAAAAUCAUAAAGGGAAAAAAUCAUUUUUUGCAUAAAGAUAACUAUUUUUAAGGCCAUUAAAAUUUGGAGUUCUGGCAUUUAUUAUCAUGAGACAUUAAAAAAACUUUUUACUUUUUUUCUUUUUGUAAUUCCCCUUUAUUCUCAGUGAUUAUUUUUAUUAGUCAUUUUCUCAUUACUGUAAUACAGUAAUUUGUAUUGUUGUUUUUUUUUUAUAAAAAACCCAUCAGAACAGAACAAUUUAUAAUAAAGGCAGUAUAACAAAUACUGAAAAAUAAAAUAAAACACUGUUUUAUUCAGCUUUUUUCAUUCAAUUACUAGUAAUGAGCUGCUAUUACAUUUUUACAGUCUUUAUUAUAUAAUUAAAAAAUAAUAGAAUGAAUAUAUAUAUAUAUAUAUUCAUUCUUUUAUUUUUAUAACAAUAAAGAACUUAAUGGUCUUAAAAAUGGGUUGUUGGUUUUUUUUUGAUCAAAAUAUUUUAUUUUGGGGUGAAAUUUUGAGAGGUUUACCCUAAAACGAUUUUAAUGGUUAAAGGGAUGGUUCAUGAAAAUGAAAUUAUGGUUGAUGCGUUCCAUUGACUUCCAUAGUAUGGAAAAAAAUACUAUGGAAGUUAAUGGGGCCUGUCAACUGUUCGGUGACCGACAUUCUUCAGAAUAUCUUCUUUUGUGUUCAACCGAAGAAAGAAAUUCAUACGGUUUUGGAACAAUUCGUGGGUGAGUAAAUGAUGACAGAAUUUAAAAUUUUUUUGGGUGAACUAUCCCUUUAAUCUUCAUGUUCAUGACAUUUCAGCCUGAUUCUUCACCAAAUCCUUUCCACUAUCAGCUAUGUAGUUUGUUACAUAUUCUGAUUUCCAUCAUUACAUAACCAAUCGUCAGAUCCUCUGAUGCUAAUGGGGUUUCAAUUACCGAAGUCUAACACAACCCUGAAAUCCAACUCAGCUGGCCGUGAUGCUGAAUUUGUGAGUCUGCUUUUACAAGAGAAGAAAAACAAUGACAGAACUGUUAUCCACUUUACCCCAGACUGACUGUUUAACGUCUGUGUUUUUUUGUUGGACUGCGAUGCUGUGCACAUUGUUCUUAAGCUAAGCUCCAUUGCCCAAAUCUGCUUUGGCUCCCCGCACCCUUUUCUUCCUGUUUUCUUUCCGUCGGCUGUUCGUCUCAUGUUUUUGUUUGGAUGCUGUCGAAGUGUUCACGAGCCUCAUUCACCUAGCCUCAGUGUUUGUCAUACAAAGAGCUUUUAUCCGGUCAUUUGUGCACUUUGAAAAGAGUUCAGAAGCACAAACGCUCACGUCGUUUAUUAACUCAAGCAGGAUCUCACCUCGAGUGAAUGUCUGGCAUCGAUCCACCCUCGGUGUGAACUUUAAUCCCAUACUGUGGUGUUCACCCUCGAUCAUUGGUUUGUCUGGAUUGUCGACCACAGAAGGACUGUCUGUUUUAAGUUGGAAAUAUUUCGUAUGUAUUGCCAAUCUAUUUGUGGUAGUGAUGUGUUUGGAUCUCUUGUUUGCCAAAGAGAGGAAGUCAGUUUUUGCAGCAUUUAAGGCGGCAGGUAAUUGGCGUAAAGUAAGUCUGAAGGAUCGGACUGAACAGAAAGCUUCAAGGGAGCGCAAGAGAAUACGAGCUGGACAGGUGACGAGUUCUCUCUCUCUUUCUUCCUCUUUUUCUCAAAAAAGAAAAAGGAAAAACAUUGCUCCUCUGAUUUUGUGUUUGUGUUGUGUGAAAGUUUUAACUGUUUAAAAACAACUCAGUUUUCGUAAAACAAAAGAAGAAAAAAAGAACUUAAAACAAGUGGAGAUGCAUCUGCCAGAGAGAUUACUGUAAUCAAGGAAGAUUUGAGAAGCCUUGUUACAUUUACGGGAGAAAACUGCCAACAAGUUCUGGUAUUUGGAGCCUAUUUUAUUCAUUGUUGGUGUGUUGUUGUGCUUACUGUAAAUAUAUGUCUUUUCGAUUGUCCUUUUUUCCUCUGGGGUGGCGAGGGAUCAAGGCAAGGGCUCGGGUUCACCUGCGAAAGAAAAGAGGGAGAUGAAUACAGAGUAUUUUGUUAUUGUCCAAUCCAAGGGUGACACAGUAUGUAUAUAUCUAUAUUGUAUAUAUGUGAUGAAAAUGCGUUGGCUUUUUGUGUGACACUACCUUUUACCUGUACUAUGGUUCAACAUUCAGUGUUUCAGUGUUUAUAUUCUAUUUUAAUCUUUGUUUUCUGUUUGAUUUUGUCCUGGUCAUUACUUGUAUUUGUUGUUUCUUUUAUUUUCCCCUUUUUGUCCUUUUUGUUAUUGCACGGUUUAUUACUUUUGCUGUCCAAUAAGAUGACACGGCUUCUCUUUGUAUUGGUUUUAGUGCUGUAAAAUAACUCUGAAGUGUCAUUAGAAUUGUCAAUACCACCCCUUCCCCCGAUAUGCAUGAAUGGCACUUAAAGAAAUAAAAUAUGUUAACUUCA